AUGCCACUGGACCCUUCUAACGUUAUUUUUACUGGUCUAGGCGCUGCUCGAAGUUCGGAAACCGCUCCUUGGAGUUGUGGGACACUUGAAGGACUAAAGCACAACACAACUGUUGACACAGUUCAUCAAGAUGAAGCGAUCAAGAUUCUCACCCGAUAUGCAGGCAAUGAGACCUCGACAGCAGAAGAAGAAAAGAAGUUAGUUCGAAGAAUAGACCGAAAGCUAGUGUCGAUUCUGUGUAUUACUUAUGGCCUUCAAUACUACGAUAAGGCAAUGUUGUCUCAAGCUGUACGGCCCUUGUUCCCCAACGUGGGCAAUCGCUAUUCCCUUCCAGCCAGCAUAUUCUAUCUUGGCUUUAUCGUGGGCUCGUACCCUGCCAUUCUCAUGGCACAGCAUUGGGUCAUUGAAAGAGUUGCAGCCGGUAUCGUGUUAUUUUGGGGUAUCUGCCUCAUGUGCUCAGCGGUAUGCCACAAUUGGCAGGGUUUCUACGCCCAGAGAUUUUCCCUGGGUUUCCUUGAAUCUGGAAUUUCCCCGAUGUUCAUGCUUGUUGUUGGUGGCUGGUACAAGAAGCGCGAGCAAGCCUUGAGGAUGGGGGCUUGGUAUUCUUGCACAGGAUACGUUUCGGCGGUCUCCCCGCUUAUCAAUUACGGUCUCGGCCACAUCAAGGGGGGCUUUCUCAACAACUGGCAGUAUAUGCACCCCGUCGCUGGCGUGCUCACAGUAUUCUGGUCGCUCGUGAUUCUCUUAUUCAUGCCACCGGAUCCGAUCCAUGCCAAAGGCUUCGGCGACCGUGAGCGCUACAUUGCUGUCGCUCGCAUGCGGCAAAACAAUUUAGGCGUCCGCAACACCCACUUUAAGAUUGGUCAGCUCCGGGAGGCUCCUUUAGACGUAAAAUUCUGGCUCAUCUGUACCAUCGCGUUCCUGAUGAUGAUUGCGAACGGCCUUGUUUUGUCUUUUAUCCCGAUUAUCAUCUCCGGGUUCGGAUUUAACAGCCUUAACUCUCUGCUCUUGGCCCUCCCCGCAGGCGUCAUUAUUGGCAGCAUCGAACUCGGAGUGCCCUAUCUUGCCUACCGACUCCCGCUGAGCGCCAAGGGAGGUCUUCUGUUUGCCUGCUACAUUCUGGCCUCAUUUGGCGGAGGCUACGCUGUUACUAUGGGUCUGCAAAUCGCCAACACUGCGGGGUAUACAAAGCGUUCCGUUACUUCUUCUGGGAUCUUUGUGGGUUACUGUCUCGGCAAUUUAGUCGGACCCUUGCUUUUCAAACCCAAAGAUGCCCCAGUUUAUGCUCCAGGCUUCAUCGCAGUGCUUAUCACAUCGAUCAUUGUUGGGCUGCUCACGAUCGUAUACAGCUUUGUCUGCAUCUGGGAUAACCAACGCAGAGACGAAUCGGGCACAAUGGAAGCCUCCGAACACGCAUACGAAGAUGAUCAUACAGACAAGACGAAAAAUCAAUUCAGAUACACACUGUGA
Lindgomyces ingoldianus is the source of this 1470-nucleotide messenger RNA. RefSeq names its product MFS general substrate transporter. The record is from RefSeq and is a predicted model, not a curated record. Gene Ontology annotation, cellular component: membrane. Gene Ontology annotation, molecular function: transmembrane transporter activity. The transcript has 6 exons. NCBI's taxonomy places the organism in Eukaryota, Fungi, Ascomycota, Dothideomycetes, Pleosporales, Lindgomycetaceae. Bases 1 to 1470 code for a protein of 489 amino acids. Gene Ontology annotation, biological process: transmembrane transport.